Molecule: messenger RNA, 3380 nt
Organism: Sorghum bicolor (sorghum)
Lineage: Eukaryota; Viridiplantae; Streptophyta; Magnoliopsida; Poales; Poaceae
Product: auxilin-related protein 1
Exons: 8
Coding region: 151-3030 (959 amino acids)
Biological process (GO): clathrin coat disassembly; clathrin-dependent endocytosis
Cellular component (GO): vesicle; intracellular membrane-bounded organelle; cytoplasm
Molecular function (GO): clathrin binding
Source: RefSeq, a predicted model, not a curated record
AACUCGAAUUCUGCGAACACCCCGACAUCACCUCACCCCACCACGACCUCCUUCCUUGAAGUUGAAGCCGUCAGCACAGCACCCAAACGUCGCCUCUCCCGACUCCGGCGCAUCCAUUCCGUCGCUGCCGGAGGCGUGCUCGAUCCGGCCAUGGACGACUCUGUGCUUUUCCAUGACCUCGGUCCCUCCAAGCCCCCAUCGGCCUCUUUCUAUGACGAGAUGUUCGACUCCUACUUCAACCGCGCGGCCGAGGCCCCCAAGCCCUCGCCUAAGGCUUCUUCCUCGCCGUCAACGCCGCCGCCCGUGUUCGACAAGCCGGUCUUCGACGACGAUCCUGACACGGCCGAUCCAUUCGACGCGAUCCCCUUGUUUGGUGGCGGCGGUGGCGGGGAAGGGGAGGACUUCCUCGGUAGCGUCGGGAGUGCGGCAAAGCCGGAGAGGAGGGAGUCGGAGGCGGUGGGUUUUGAUGAAGACUUGCUCCCUGGGUUGGGUGGGAGCACCAAUUCGACGGAGGAGCCGGCCAGGGAGGUGGAGCGGGACCGUCAGCAGGUGGGGUUCGACGACGAUUCGAUCCCUGGAUUCGAUGGGAACAUGAAGCCAGCGCCGCAAAUGGAGCCUGAGACAGUGGCGUUUGAUGAUGGUGUGAUCCCUGACUUUGGUGGAGGCACGAGCCAUCCCUAUUCGGCAAGGGAGGAACCUAUAAUAAGGCAAGAAAGUGAAUCAAUUCCAUCCAGCAAAAUGAGUGUGAGCAUGCCAGAAGAUCCUUUCGUCAUUUUAGGUGGUACACACAAAUCGGGAUAUUCAUCUUUUGGAUUGUUUUCAGAUCUUUUGAAUAACAUCGGCAUGCCUGUGAAGGAAGGGAACACAAAGGUUGAUGCCCCUGAUAAUACCAGUGGGAUAUUUCAGGGGUCAGAUAUCUUUACUGACUUUCCAAAAGCCAUGCCACCCUUUUCAUUUACAUCUGAAAACCAGAGUGAUACAAAUGAAAGGAGACAUGCUGAAAACAUAAAUAGCAUGAGUCACUCCGAUCGAGUGCCUCAGGAGAAGCCAGUCCAACGAGCUUCAACAGAAGCACCUGACAAUAAAUUGUUUGAGAUGAACUUCCCUGAAGCAUCUGUUAUCCAUGAAGUACCUGUUACCACUGGUUUUCAGACAUUAAACCCAUUUGCUGAGGAAGACGAUUUGUUAGAGGCAAAUCAAUCUUCACAGAGGCCUAAUGAUGUGUGGGUAACUGUUUCUGAUAUUGCUCUAGUGACACUACCUACAAGUGCGCCGCCUCCUUCACGGCCUCCACCUCCACUUGCUGCUAAGAAACCACCUACUGAAUCUGUAACUAGUGAAGCAUAUGCUCAUCAUCAUAAUCAAGGCUGCCAUCACUCCGCAUGUUCAAACACUUCUAAAACAUCCCAAAUUGAUGAAUUGGAAGAUUUUUUCAUGGCAAAGCCUGCUAAUUUUGCCAGUGGUCAUCCACAAGUUCGAAAGCAUGAAGGAAAUGGGCAUUAUCCAUCUGCAGCUACUGCAAGUUUCAUGGACUGGACUGAGAUGGGACACUCUAAAGGGGGAAACCAAGGGGCAUUUGAUUCUAUGUUCACUAGCAAUCAGUAUAGACAGCCAGAAAUAGAUGAGAAAGCAGAGGCAUGUGCUCAUGAAAUGGAAACUACAGAUGAAGAAGAGAGAUUAGAGAAUGAACGAAUACAAAGAGAACAUAAAGAGGAGCAAAGAAGAGCAGAAAGGGAGAGGGAAGAACAGCUUGAGAGGGAAAGGGAAAAGGUGAGACAAAGGGAACAAGAGGAGCAAAGGAGGCGUGAAAGAGAGAGAGAGGCCAGACAAGCUGUAGAUAAGGCUGUACGGGAGGCACGUGAAAGAGCAGCUGCUGAAGCACGCAUUCAAGCUGAGAAGGAGGCUCGUCAAAGAGCAGAGCGAGCUGCAGUAUGGAAAGCAGCAACAGAAGCUCGUGAGAGAGCUGCAAUCGAAGCAAGGGAAAGAGCUGCAAAGGCUGCUGCAGAAGCUAAGGAAAGAGAAGCAGCAGAGGCUAGAGAAAGGGUUGCAGCAGAAUCAAGGGAAAGGGAUGCCAAAGUUGCUGCAGAAGCAAGGGAAAGAGCUGCCAGGGCUGCUGCUGAAGCUAGAGCAAAGGAAGCAGCAGAAUUUCAGGAGAGAGCUGCUGCAGAAGCUCGGGCAAAAGCUGAGCGAGCUGCUGUUGAGAAAGCUGCAGCAGAAGCACGAAGGAGGGCUGAAAGAGCAGCUUUCGAGAGGGUUGCUGCUGAAGCUCGGCAAAGGGCUGCUAAUGAAGCUAGAGAAAGGGCUGCAGCUGAAGCACGGGCAAGAGAAAAUCAGCAAAGGAGAGCAACAGCAGAACCUGAUCUUGAAUCAUUCUUUGGCAUGCCUUCUAGAUCAAGCAGUGUACCGAGAUCAUACAACAACACAACAACGAAUCCUUUCGAUGUUCAACCUCAUGGCAAUGCUGAUUCUGGUGGUGUAAGGAGGACAUCUUCCGGUUCAGCUUCCUUUACUCAGCCUUCGUCAAGCAAUCUUAUGGAUGGCCUAUCUUCUAUAUUUGGAGCACCUUCAUCAUCUGCUGUAUUUCAAGAAGUGGAUGGAGAGAGUGAAGAGAGAAGGAAGGCAAGACUGGAACGACACCAAAGAACAAUGGAGCGUGCGGCAAAAGCUCUUGCUGAGAAGAAUGAGCGUGACUUGCAAGCUCAGUGGGAGCAGGAAGAGCGACAUAGAAUUGGUGAAUCGCUUGAUUUUGAGAUAAAGAGGUGGGCUGCUGGCAAAGAAGGCAACCUACGGGCCUUGCUAUCAACAUUACAAUAUAUUCUUUGGCCUGAAUGUGGUUGGCGACCUAUAUCAUUGACUGAUCUGAUUACAGCAGCAUCUGUCAAGAAAGAAUACAGGAAAGCAACAUUGUGCAUCCAUCCUGAUAAAGUGCAGCAGAAGGGGGCAAAUCUUCAACAGAAAUACAUUGCAGAAAAGGUAUUCGACCUUCUGAAGGAAGCCUGGAACAAAUUCAACUCAGAAGAACUCUUCUAACAUCUUGUUUAGGAAACAUGUUGAUCAUUUAUAUAUUGCAAAACAAGUAUUGGGAAGGACAGAGAGGCAAGCUAUGGUAGAUAAUUUUGUUCUUUUCUUUUCUAUUAUAUAUAGUUUUGUCGUGUCUUAUUUCCUUGUUACCGAUUUCUUGCUCGCUUUAUUUGUGUACCCUUAUUUUUGUCAUGUAACUUUGUAUAUGUUGUUCCGUGGGUAGUGUAAGUAAACCUGUACUUGUAGAGAAACAAUCCUGUAAAUAGUGACGCAAGCGGAAAAUUUCAUUUUUGACAAUAGCAUUUACCCUUGACUUCCUUGGGUAAAUGUAUAUAUAUCCAUUCUGAUUUCUGUAGCAA